Molecule: messenger RNA, 1164 nt
Organism: Funneliformis mosseae
Lineage: Eukaryota; Fungi; Glomeromycota; Glomeromycetes; Glomerales; Glomeraceae
Source: the annotation of a GenBank genome assembly
AUGUCUGGUUCCGAUUCACUUACCAAUCUAAAAAGAGAAAUUAAACGCCUCGGGAUUGUUUCAGGCGAAAAAAUAAAAUUAUUAAGCUACUUUACUGGAAACGAAAAUAGGCGAGUUGACGCGCUAUCAUGCCUUGAUGAUGUGGACACGGAGGACGAGAAAUGUACCUACUUAAGGUCUUUAAUUUCGACGUCCGAUAUCCUUCCACCUUCUUGUUACCAAACACCACCCCAAGUUAUUGUAGAAAACUCCGUUUCCAUUGUCCAGAAAUCGUUACCUUUUCAGAAUGAGGAUGCUGAAGUUAUUGUGAAUCCGUCAACUUCUAGGAGUAUUCCGAAAGACACUUACCUACCCGAAAAUGCCUGCCAACUCCUUCGCUAUUAUGAACUUUGGAACAAACCUUACGAUAAAUGGCCGAGUCUCCAUGAAUUUUCGGAACACCUACACGAUGUAAAAAAAGAUCGCGCCCAUGAUUCAUUUAAAAAGGAGAUCGAGGUUUUAAAACAAUUAUUUUCAGAAGAUCACCCCGCACAACUACGUCUGGCACAUUUAGAGGGUCAACUUAAGCUGUUGCUUGUAGGCGAGCUGUUUGCUUGUAGGCUAGCUUUAUGCUUAGUUAGUGGGUGGAUCCUCGUUUAUAUACUAGUUCAACACCCCAGAGGAAUUUUCGUGUCUGAUUGCACUUUAGCAAAUAAAAGUUUAGAGAUAAUACAACAGACACCGCGAACGAUGAAGAAGAUCCGUAGAAUAAAAGUAGCACAAUUAACCAAAUUACUUACCAAGAAAGACGUCGUAAAAGAAGAAAUAGAAAUCGCGCAGGAUUCUGUAGUUCUUGGAGGAUAUCGCCGAAUCAGCCAGCAUUACAAUGACUUCCAUGAAGCAAGUACACGAUUGGUAAAGCGCCAUCUAUCGGAUGGAAAUGAUGAAGAUUUGAAAGAUAAGGAAGAUGUUGGCAAUUGUUGCCCUGCAUUUUCAGUCCGCAAAAAACAAUGUCUAGUGUGUCAAGAGCGUAAUAGAGAAGAGCUUGAAAAACUCAGUUGGAAAAAUAUGAGUAAAGAAGAAAGAUUGUUAGCUUUUAUAUAUGAGAUGUUAACUGAAGUGAUGGAAAUUGAUAGCAAUUUAUCAGAAGUAAUCCCUCAGAAUCAGCCCUCAACAAUUCUAUAA